Rhodamnia argentea is the source of this 1683-nucleotide messenger RNA. Its product is annotated as CDP-diacylglycerol--glycerol-3-phosphate 3-phosphatidyltransferase 2-like. Lineage: Eukaryota; Viridiplantae; Streptophyta; Magnoliopsida; Myrtales; Myrtaceae. Gene Ontology annotation, molecular function: CDP-diacylglycerol-glycerol-3-phosphate 3-phosphatidyltransferase activity. The record is from RefSeq and is a predicted model, not a curated record. Gene Ontology annotation, cellular component: chloroplast envelope; membrane. Gene Ontology annotation, biological process: glycerophospholipid biosynthetic process. The coding region runs from base 43 to 1068 and encodes 341 amino acids. The transcript is spliced from 7 exons.
UUCUCGUCCGCCGUCGAGCUCGCGCCGCCGCCAAAAACCGCCAUGCCGAGCGUCAACCUAAAAUUCUCGGCCUCGCUUCGCAGCUCCCACCCACACAAAUUGAUCCGGUUCCUCACGAGCAGUGCAGCCACCCCCACGAUUCCGUCAACUCGGACCAAUUUGUCGCUCCUCGCAAGACCUAGCUCGAACGCACAGAGAUCGCCGGCGGCAGCAUUGUCGCGCGCGUGGGUUGCGACGCCGUUGAACGUUCGCUGUCAAAAUCUUCGUGGAAGAACCUCGAAUGGCGUCGGAUCGUACUUUAUCAGGCGGGCGAGUGGCGGUUGUAAGUGUGUGGCUAGUUCUAGCUCCUCCGGCCUCGAGGGUGGCAAAAAUGGUGGCUCGUUGAGUAAUGAUGACAGAAAGAGCAGUUCGCAAUUGGAAAAUGAGAAUCAACGACCGCCAUCGCCGACGGUACAGAAUCAGGGAGAGAAGACUAAUCAGCUGUUAACGUUGCCGACGAUUUUAACGCUUGGUCGUGUCGCCGCCGUGCCCCUUCUUGUUAGUACCUUUUAUCUGGAUACAAGGUGGGGUACUACGGCUACAACAAGCAUAUUCAUUGCAGCAGCAAUUACAGAUUGGCUCGAUGGAUACCUUGCUCGUAAGAUGGGUUCGGGCUCUGCAUUUGGUGCUUUUCUGGACCCUGUAGCUGAUAAGCUUAUGGUCGCAGCCGUAUUGGUCCUGUUGUGUACCAGACCUUUGGAAAUUUCUAUGUUUGAACAGGUGCCAUGGCUAAUCUCUGCACCUGCUAUUGCUAUCAUAGGUAGAGAGAUAACUAUGUCCGCGGUGAGAGAAUGGGCUGCUUCUCAAGAUAGUAAGCUUCUAGAGGCUGUUGCUGUAAAUAAAUUGGGGAAGUGGAAAACUGCUACCCAGAUGACAGCACUUACCCUUUUACUGGCUACUCGAGACAGCAGUCUUAGAGGAGCUGAAUCCUUGGUGGCUUCUGGAGUUGUGUUGCUUUAUACCUCAGCAGGGCUAGCAUUAUGGUCUUUAAUAGUGUAUAUGAAGAAGAUAUGGAAAAGUGUUACUUAAACAGCACUCUUAGCCUUCAGAUCGCAUUUUUGACCAACCUUGCCUUGCCUUUUACUUGUUUGGUGCAAGUCCGCAGUUCAGGCUGCACGGUCCUCCUCUGAUAAGGUUUUGAGUGGUGGUAAACUUGACUCAUAACACCAUUCCUUAGUACACUUAUUUAGUGAUUUUCUCUCUUUGGAAUUUGUGCAAAGGUCAGUAGCCAAUAUUGUCGGUUUCUUUCCCCCUCUUGUAGAUUCGGCGUUGUGUAGAUUUCACCAGCAUCCCUGUAACAAAUCCUCGAAACUCUGCCUCUCAAGGAAGGUGUAAAGGGUCAACAAUUCAAUAUCUUUAUCUGGCAGAAGACCUCUCAUAGAGACGCAUAUAGGGUAUGGGGUUCUCCCUUGGAUUUCUUUUCCCUUGAUAGUAGUUUUUACUGUUGACAGAGUUGCUGGUGUCCAGGGUCACGUUUCAUUAAGCAUUAAUUUGUUGGAUUCACAUUCUUGAUUUAAGAAAGUGCAGAAUGAGUUGUUAUAUUGGUGCACUUUUGUAUCCCCUGAGGAGUAUGUCAACUUUGCGAGCAUUGCUAAUCUUUUGCAGGUUUUGCCUGAGGUAUAUACUUAUCCACUUUGCAGUCUG